Girardinichthys multiradiatus is the source of this 4185-nucleotide messenger RNA. RefSeq lists its product as uncharacterized. NCBI's taxonomy places the organism in Eukaryota, Metazoa, Chordata, Actinopteri, Cyprinodontiformes, Goodeidae. Bases 133 to 3591 code for a protein of 1152 amino acids. Gene Ontology annotation, biological process: lipid transport; lipoprotein metabolic process. Gene Ontology annotation, molecular function: lipid binding. Gene Ontology annotation, cellular component: membrane; extracellular region. The record is from RefSeq and is a predicted model, not a curated record. The transcript has 30 exons.
AAAACCGUCUGAAAGUCAGUGAUGUGUUUUAAUACGAGAAACGUCUGCUUUGUUCUGGAAUAACAUACAGCUGUGGGGACAUAUUCUGCUCUAAACUCAAAAUAUUUUUGUUAAAAUAAUUGUAGGAGGGACAUGAGAGGAGAAACAGCUGUGGGAGGAGAGUGGUCAGCGGCUACAGAUAUGGACAGCCAGCACUUUGGACAGAAUGGAGGCUCUGAAGAUCCGAUCAGAACGAACCCUUUUUAUGCAUAUUACAAGGAAUCGACCAACAAAACUAAUGGAAUGGAGAACGCUGGAACAAAACCUUCAGCACAAGCAGAUGUUGAUUACAUCCUUAUGCCCCCUCUUGAAUUCCUAAACUCACCUCAGGACGUUGGUUAUGGAAUUGAGACAACAGAAAAUGGAGUUAAACUUUCUGAACAUCUUAACAUGCCUCAGGCGUACGACCCUAAAGAUGAGCUCUUCCUACCCUCCUCUCCUAGCCUCGGUGCCACAGCCAAUGAGGAUGCUCAUAACACGGCUCUGAAAAAUAAAAAUUUAGCUCAAACACAAAGGUUCCCUAAACCCAGACAGAGAGGUGACUCAGACAUCUUUAGAGAUGCUUUGUUCAGGUCAUCAAUCAAAGGGUAUGACUUCAUCCACUCUCCACAAACUGUGACACCAAGCCCAUUUUACAAAACAGCCUCAGAAGCAGAUUUGUUUUCAAAUAAAGGUAAGGAACACUUCCAUGUGAAUGAACACCAACAAGGUGACUUCAUUACAGACAGUGACCCCUCUGGCAAGUCUUUUGAGGAAAAAUCUGACCCGUUUUCAUCAUCCACACAUACUGUUGAUCCAUUCCCUAGUCCGCUUGCAAGGAAUUCAUUCAAUGUCUCUAGCUUGGAUGAUCCUUUUAGUCUGACUCCCUCUAAGCAAUAUGACCACCUCCAGGAUGUUUUCAGUAGUGUAAAUGAGGGCAAGGAUAUAUUUGAGAUAACCCCCUCCAAGACCACUUUCUCUCCACCUUCAACCAACAGUCCAUCUGAGUUUAAGUUGGACACACCAGCAUCAACAGACCUUUUCAAGAAAAGACCACCAAAAAUUCCUCCAGUCAUUCCACCAAAGCCUCCAAACCAGCCAAGAGAUCUUUUGACAACUCCUCAGGGAAGCAAAGAGGUUAUUCCUUGGCCGACCCUCUUCAGUCAGGCCAGCGGUCUGUCCCCCUCACCCAGCUUUUCUCCAGCUGAUAUGAAUCACGUGCAGACUUUCAAGCGACCACCAAGACCCCUUCCGCGAACUCGACAACCCAAGGCAGAGGAGCCCCCAAAGCCAGAGACUCCUUCGCCCUCUGUACUCAAUACUGCACUUGAACCAGAAGUGCCUGAACCACAUGUUGCUGUGCCAGAAGUUCCAAAACCUCCCCCUAAACCAGUCUUCAAACCUCUCGCCAAACCAGUCCUUCCUCGUAAACCAAAGAAGCCGGAGAACAGACCUCUAGAACCUGAGAACUAUGUUGUCUUUGAGGACAUCCUCCUUAUUGGACAGGAGCAAUGUGUGGAAGAUUGGCCUGAGGAUAGUCCUGAGCUGGAUCCAGAUUUUAAGCCAUCUGGAAAAUUAAGACUACGGAGAGACUCAUUAAAGUUAAAGAUGGAAUCGGACGGAGGAAGCAGUGAAGACCCUGAUGGCACAUUUGGCCAUAAUAAGAAAAAAAACAAGAAACUGAGAAUGUCGCUGCUAUCCAGAAGAAGCUCAAAGGACAAAUACUCUGAUGAUACGACUGAGGGAAAGAGUAACACACUGCCCAUCCGAGGAAAAUCAUCCAAGGAGUUUGGUUCAAAUGGGCAUAUUUCUACAGGAGAUGAUGAAGAUUAUAGUUUGGACUAUAAAAAAAAAACUCCAAAGACCAAAGUCGGUCAUAUGUUUCGGCGAGCUUCGAUUGCUUCCUCCAAAUACGAGAAGGACAUGAAUGGGCAUUCAUCAAAGGACCGUGACUCUGGUAAAAGCAGCAAGAGGAAAAACUCCAUUUUACGUCGGCAGUCUGAGGGCUCUGUGUUGGAUGAAAGAGAUUAUGAAGAGGCAAUGAAAAGUGGACAGAGGAGUAACAACAAGGUGAAAGUAAAGUUUGUGCCUAAAAGAGGAUUUGCCAUAUCUUUAGAAAAGCCAAAGGAACCAAAAGGAGCUUAUGGAUAUACUCCUUGCAAGGGCUCAAAGGACAAAUCACAUGAUGAAGAUUCUGGUGCACAUGGCUACACACCUCGUGACAAGCAGGAUCAGGACUUUGAAGACUUUAAGGAGAUGGAAGCUCUCAGUCUUCAUUCAACUAAGGCUACCAUCAUGGAUGAAGAGAAACAGCAGAAAUCUCACCGUUAUUCACCAAGUCUAUAUGGAGACGACAAUGACGGAGCCAAAGAACACAAACAUAAAAAGUCCAAACAUAAGCUUUCUCUGCCACACAAAUCUAAGGCAGCACAUGGACCGAGUGAGUGGGACUCUGAUGAUGAUGAAAUGACAGAAAAAGAUUUGAAAAGAACUGAAGAGGACUAUGAAGAAGAUCCAGAUGAGACUGAAAUCCUUAAAAUGAAAAAGCAAUUUAAAUUUAAAGUUCCCAAAAAACACAAGCACAAAAGCAAAAAGGCCAAGAACCAAAUGGAAGGCGCAUCUGAUGAGCACUUCUCAGAGGCUGCUAAGGCGGCCUGGGCGGCAGCUCAGAUGGACGAGCAAGCUUUCGGCGGUGCGGAAGAUGAGGAAGAUGAGGAAGAAGGGGACACUGACAGUUUAAUGGAGUGGUGGUACACAGUAGAAAAAUGGGAUGAACUGCUAUCAGAUGAAGAGGAUGCAGCCCUCAAAGAGGAUGAGGCAAAGUCAUUCAGCAUCUUGGCAGACAAGGUUGAACAUGGCAUGCGUCUCUUCAACAAGGUGUUCACCGAGCAAGCCGAGAUCCUGUGGGGGUCCAUCGUCUCGCUCCACGCCCUGGCUGACGACCUCAAUGAGUUCCAUCACAAAGCUAAGAUUGCUGGUAUCGGUGGCGGCACCACCACUGCAGUGGGCACUGUGACAGCCAUCACUGGGUUGGUUCUGGCUCCCAUAACCUUAGGAGUCUCUCUGGUAGUUACAGCUGUGGGCGUGGGGGUAGCGACAGCUGGUGGGAUUGCUUCUGCUUCUGCAGCCAUCUCUGAUAAUGUCAACAACAAGAACGACCGCAAAAAGAUCGAGGCAGUACUGCAGGAGUAUGAAGAACGACUGUUGGAGAUCUCCAAGAUCCUCCACUUCAUCAAUCAGGGCUUGUACAGACUGCGUGGCCACCCUUUCCUCAGGUCUGGCACCCAGCAUUAUUCACAGGACUGGGAAGUUCGCAAGGCGGUCCAGAUAAUCAGCACAGUGGAUUCACCUGUAAUGCGAGCAACGGAGAUAACUGAUGAUGCUGUGGACUCCUUGCAAGGACUCUUCAAAGGUAUGGACAACUACUUUGUCAAGGAAACCAGAGAGCUGAAGAAAAGCUGCAUGAAGGAGCUUGUGGGUGCAAUAAGACAAGUGGCAAAUGGUCUGAAUGACUGCAUCAUGGAGCUGAACACCAUCAGAGAGGAGCUUCAAGAUGCUACGGGAAAUGUAUGAACAACCUUAUGAUCUCUCUGAGCAUGGAUCAUCACUGACAUCUCCUGGCAGAAAUGGAGAACUACAGCUUAGUUACAAGCAUUUUGAUAUUUGUAUUUAAACACAGCAGUUUAUCUUCCAUAUUGCAUUAUUUUUGAAAGCGUUCUACCACUGUGACGCUAAUGAAGACUUUGUUGGGAUUGUGGAAGAGAAGUCCAGCUUUUAAGGAUUAGAUGGGGUUUCUGUAUUUGUAUUGUAAAACUUUAAAGCACAAAGGUUAGGUUACUUGUUCAUGCUCCAUUUUGUUCAGCCUAAGGUAUCAACUUUCUGUGUACAUGUCAAAGUGGGUUUACUUUGUUGGAAAUUAAGUUUAUUCACCAAACCUUGAAACCGAUCAUUUUUGAAAGACUUCAUGACCCAAUCUUGACAAAUAAGGUCCAAACAUGUUUAACAGAGUAAUGGAUGUAAUUAAUCUACUGUUAAUUCCUGGAAACAAUGAGUUCAUUUAGUGUCGGAUUUUAAUGGAAUGUUACUGAUGCAGGUUAAAGGACCUUAAACUGGAAAUGAAACUUGUAGUUUUUAAACUGUAAAAAAUAAAUCUUACAUUUACAUUCA